Messenger RNA from Synchiropus splendidus (mandarinfish), 8733 nucleotides. It is a transcript of the gene ptprq, whose product is annotated as protein tyrosine phosphatase receptor type Q. The transcript is spliced from 53 exons. Gene Ontology annotation, biological process: protein dephosphorylation. Gene Ontology annotation, molecular function: protein binding; protein tyrosine phosphatase activity. The record is from RefSeq and is a predicted model, not a curated record. NCBI's taxonomy places the organism in Eukaryota, Metazoa, Chordata, Actinopteri, Syngnathiformes, Callionymidae.
AUGAGUCAAAACCUGACAGCUUGUUGGACUCCUGACAAUCACUCGGAUGCGUACUACAUCUUCAGCCGCCCAGUGGACUCCACCUUUUCCUUAUCUUUUUCGAUGAAGCAAUCCAGUCCUGGUGCACGCUGGGUAAACAAAUCUAUGUGUGUUGACUUGGGCAUGUUUCAUCCCAGUCAGACGUGUGAAAUUGGUGUUGUUUCUGUGAGAGGGAAUCACAGAAGCCCGAGGUCCAGUGCCAUUUUCACCACAGAGCUGCUGCCGGUGGAAAUUGCCAUCACGCUCUCAGUGGACACAACGUCUGCGGAGCUAUACGUGCAGUCUCCAAGUCCCGGAUCCACCCACCAGCUCAUCUGGUACAGCACAAGUCGCCAAGUGAAGAAACUGUUCAGUCACAGCGCUGUGUUUUUGAGUUUAACUCCAGGCAAAAGCUUUCAUUUUGCAUUAAGGACAGAGAAAGAAUCCUUCUCCGACAAUUCCUCAGUCACCAUCAACAUCACUUCAGUCCCUGAUGGUGAACAAGGAGUGUUGUUACCUGAGCAGGUAGCGACAUCUGCAUUUGUCACUUGGGGUCCAGCACAGGGAAAGGUGGAUGGGUACAAGCUUAACUGGGGCCGUCUCCCAAUGGACAGAGAAUCUUGGGCAGAAGUGACUGUUUCUGGCACAAGUUACGGCAUUAGGGACUCGAGUCCAGGGUCCGAGGACUGUGUCAGCAUUCAGAGUGUGAGGGGCUUAGAUGCUGGCGAUAUUUGAAGAGAGGAAUGUUUUUCAGGCCCUGCAGGAAUGUGUUCCCUUCAAUUGGCCCGUAUAAACUCUUCUUCUGUCUCUGUGGGCUGGAAAUUCGCCUCUGGUGAAUUUGACUUCCACCGAGUCACUGUGGCGAACACUUCAGUCACAAACAUGCUCACCAUACUGAAGGAGGAGAUGGUUGCCGUGGUUACGGGGCUGCUGGAUGGCUGCAGCUACAACAUAAGUGCUGUGAGAGUGAGAGGGGUUACAGCAGGAAGCGCCGCUUUCCUGAGCGUGACCACAGUGCCUGCCAGUGGAGGAGAUUUGCAUGUCAUCGAGGUGUCAGAGCGUGCAUCCUCACUGCUCUGGGAGCAGCCACUAGGGUGUGCGGAUCAUUUCAGAGUGACUUUGCUACCGGAGCGGGGAAAAGUCACGGUGCACCCGGCGCACGGUGGAUAGAUCCAGGCCGAUGUGGCCAAUGUCAGUCCAGGGACUCGCUCCACUCUGACUGUCACGGCAGCAUCUUCCUCCAACAUCAGCCCCGGAGUCAGCCGCAUUGUCAAUACUAAUGAGAGCGUUCCUAACCCACCACCAGGUCUAGAAGGGGAGGCUGUGGGCUCCAAUGGGAUCCUGCUGUCCUGGACCACGCCCCCUAAUGCCAACAAUAUAGACGGUUAUGUCAUCAGGUACAAAGAAGUGUGUCCCUACCCUGAUCCCAUCUUCACCCAGGUGACCAAAUACCUGGACAUCCCAGAGACCCUCCUGACAGAUUUCACCUCCGGUUCGACCUACCACAUUCAGGUGGCAGCUAUUUCUCCAGCUGGUAUCGGGGCGUUCAGUAAAGCGUUAUAUAUCAAGACAGCUGAAUCCCCUCCAGGGCUGGUGACUAAUCUGACUGCGGAAUCACAGAAUCACACCUUUGUCAUGCUUACUUGGUACCUGCCUCACCGCAUCAAUGGCCUCAUUACAAAGUUUGCUGUCAAGGCUAAACACGCUCGAACAGGGCAGACGGUUCGCACUCUGGAGGUCAACGCAGAGGACAUCAUGACUGGAGCACUUCCUCACUGCAAUGAUGCAGCUGAUAUUCUAUCUCGUGCAACUCUCAGUCCCUUGGAGAUAACAGCGUCCUCUCCACCAAUCACGCUGUCCGCCGUUCCCCCAGCUGCCUCCUGGAGUGUGCCCAUAUCAGUUGGAGUAGAUCAGCUUCGACCGUACACCUCCUAUCUCUUUGAGGUCUCUGCUUUCACCUCUGAUGGAGAGGGACAGGUCGCCUCCACGAUGGUCCGCAUGCCCGAGUCAGCUCCUGAGGAUUCUCCGCAGAAUCUGGCAAUAUUAAAUGUGACCUCUCGACUGAUACUGGUCUCUUGGAGCUCUCCCAAAAUCAUUACAGGGAAAUUCACCUACAUGCUGUACCUCUAUGGACCAACAGGAUAUUUGUACGAAAACAGCACUGCAGACAUGCGGUUUACUUUCACCGGUUUAACCCCAUACACCAAAUACACUGUGGCUGUCCGUGCCAAGGCUGCAGGAGAAGUAGGGCCAGCAGCACAGGAUGCCAUUGUGACAUCUGCAGAAGCUCCAAGUGCAGUUCAGGACCUGAUGGCAGAAGCUGAGGAUUCUGUUUCAAUCCGUGUGAGCUGGAGAAGUCCAGCGCAGCCUAAUGGACCAAUCAUCCUGUACAGAUUGCAAGUGCUUCUGGAGGAAACUCUGCUGCAGGACAUCACACUUACUGAAGAAAACACCAACGCAACUGCCUCCUACAUGAAUGAGACCACUGAUGUACAUAACAGCUCAGGGCGGCGUAAGAGAGAUGCUGAGCUCAGCCUGAUCACCUCCCCACCAACUUUCACCGCAACUGUUUCUGACCGCACCGGUGCAACAGCCGUCAGCCUCGCCUUCUUAAGAUCCAGAUUUGCUGACCAGCGCACUAACUCGGAUGCCCAGCCUAAAGUGGACUUUUCUCUGACCGAUGAGGUCACUGAGAAGGCAACUGAUAGCGAUGCAUAUAAUCAAACAUCUGCCACUGAAGUCUUAAGUACAUCAGCGUUCUUGCUCACCUCAGCACCCCCCACCACGCUGCCCCCCUGGCUCACCAGGCCAUCACAAACUGAGGAUUUGACCUCUGUCCACUCCCGCCCGGCGUUAACUCCAAACCAGCAUCGGCUCUCCACCAGGGAUGUUUCAGAGCCAGGACAGUUUUCCACACGCACUGCAUCAAGUGUAACAGGUAGGAAGAGAGUGAUCGUGAAAGAGGAGGUUAUUGAAAUCUUUUCCGAAGAGUUGUCCUACUUGGUGUCAAAUCUGAAUCCGUUCACCGAGUACAAAUUUAGGGUCACGGCUUCCACACCUGUGGGUGAAGGUCCUGCUGCAGACAUCAGCGAGAGGACCACCGAACAAGUUCCCAGUUCGGUUCUGGACGUGUCUUACCAAAACAUCAGUUCCACUGCGAUACUUGUGAACUGGUUGCCGCCCCUAAAUCCCAACGGUCGGAUCACACAUUAUACCGUGUAUGGCGUCAACAUGGAAACUGAGGAGGCUUCACAGUGGGAGUCUGACUCCACCAGCAUUUUGAUAACAGAGCUGGACAAGUACACAGGCUAUAGACUACGUGUGGCUGCAUCUACAGCAGUGGGAGAAAGUUCUCUGUCUGAAGAAGAUGAUGUCCUAGUUUUUACCAUGGAGGAUGAGCCAGACUCUCCUCCUGAAAAUCUUACCUCAGUAGAAACUACUCCACUCACUGCCACAGUGACCUGGUCCGCACCAGAAAAGGCCAAUGGGGUGAUCCAACACUACAUGGUCCAUUAUGAGAACGAAUCGUUUUCUGGAGUGAUGAAGACCACCACCAACAAGGCCACCCUCUUCAACCUGAAGCCGUUCACCUACUACAACGUGACUGUGAUGGCUUUCACGCGUUACGGCCACGGCAACCAGACAUCAGAUGUUUUGUUCCUGUUGUCCGGAGAGGAUGUUCCCGGUAGCCCGCCGUACCAGCUCUCCUACGAGUCUGUUAGUCCCAGUGAAGUGAAUGUGACCUGGCAACCUCCUCUGGUCCCAAACGGGGUGAUAACCCACUACAGCCUGGUGCUUUGGAAUUCCACUCACUACCUCAACCUGACAUCAGUGACCAACUCCAUCCACAUCACACACCUGAGGAAGUACGCCGAAUACAGAGUCAUGGUGCAGUCGCACACUCGCGUCGGACCAGGGAACUACAGCACGGAGCCGCUCAACAUCACCACGUUAGAGGACGCUCCCGACACCCCCCCUCAGUUCCUUUAUGCCAGGAAACUCUCCGAUUAUGAAGUGGAGUUGUCAUGGCAACCGCCGCUCGAAGCCAAUUCUGAAAUACUCUACUAUGUUGUCAGAGUUUGGAAUGAAACAACAGAGCUGUGGCACAAUGUGACUGAGACGUCUGUGGUUAUUAACGUGGACUCUGAGAGCCGCUACAACGCCUCAGUUUCCAGCUGGACCAAACUUGGAGAUGGAGGAGUUUUGAUAUACAUCAGCUUCACCACCACAGAUGCAGAGCCGUUUGACCCUCCGCAAAAUGUGACCGCUGCAAAUGUGACAGCUUCAUCUGUCACAUUUCGUUGGAACCCACCGACCGAACCCAAUGGAAUCAUUGUGUACUACACUAUUUAUUAUUCUGACAACAAGACUGUGUCACAACAGAGAAUCUCUGCCUCUUCUUUGGAGGAAGAUCUGGCCUACACUCUCAUAGGCCUUGUUGGGGGAACUAAUUACACAAUCUGGAUGACCUCCAGCACAGUGCAGGGCGACGGAGGGGUUCAGAGCACCUCAUUUACAGUGCUGCUACCUGAGGAUGUACCCAGCGACUCCGUCCACAACCUGACUGCUCAGAUCUUCAGCUCCACUGCCAUCAUUGUCAGCUGGGACCCUCCUUCAGAACCCAACGGCCGCCCAUAUUACCUGCUCACCCUGCAGGAGGCUGGGAAUAGUUUAGCCAACUCAGGAUCACUUGCUGUCAAUAAGACCAUCAAACAAACCACCAAUGACAACGUCUUCCUGUUCACCAAACUUAGAAAAUACUUCCCCUAUGUGCUGACUGUUACCCCAGCAACCGGAGCUGGGCCAGCGUACAACCACACAAGCACAAUGUAUCUGAGAACUGAUGAUGACGUCCCGAGUUCAUCCCCGCUGCUGGUGUCAGUUAGGAACCUCUCAUCAUCCUCAAUUGAAGUUAUCUGGCAACGCCCCUUAGAGGCAAAUGGAGAAAUAACAGAGUAUAUCCUCACUCUGUUCGGCCCUGGGGGAUCGAAUUCUACACAAACCCCCGAUAGCUUUUUUGUUCUCACCAACCUGCAAGCAUACACAGCCUACAAUCUGACUGUUACUGCUGCAACACGUAAAGGUUCAGGACCUCCUUUGCUGCUGCAGCUGCACACGGACGAAGGGGGCCCCAUGUCACCUCCCCGUAAUCUGACUAUAUUUAACCACACAGCAGUCUCCGUAUGGCUAAAUUGGGAACCUCCUCUGGAGCCAAAUGGAGUGGUGAUGCACUACGGCUUCAGGAUCCGAGACCUUAUCACACACACCGUCACACACCGGAACUCCUCUGGUCCAUCAACCACAGAGCAUCUGACAGGGUUCCGGCCUCACAGCUCCUACGAGAUCAGUGUUAACAGUUACACCAGAGUGGGUCACGGCAAUCAGUUCAGCAGCCCUGUGACCUUCACCACUAAUGAGUCAGUGUCAGAUGCUGUGGGGAACUUGUCCUGCUCUGGCGUAAGCUGGGAUUCAAUUGAGCUGUUCUGGGAGCUUCCCACACAUCCGAACGGUCAGAUCCUCUUUUAUGAGAUUGAAGUGACGGCAGACUCCCAAUCCACCACUCACCAAGCCGACACACCUGAGUACACUGCGGUGGGGCUUUUACCGGACCAGGAGUAUAAUUUCGUCGUGGCUGCUGUCAACUCUGCAGGGCCUGGGGAGGGACUAAACUGCACAGCCUCCACUCUUUCGGAAUCAGUGCCGGCCGCGCCUCUCUCCCUCACUAUCUCCGAGGUCACUACUAACAAUGUGACACUUGAGUGGGCUCCGCCACUCUCGGUUCCAGGCCUCCUGAAAGAGUAUAAUAUCAUUGCACAGCUGCUUUCAACUGAUUGUGAAUCAGACGCUUUAACUGCCGCUCAGCCGGUCCCCGAAGACAAACUGCCCUUGAACUGCAUUGAGGCGGAAGUUUCAGUUUCAGUUAAUGCUUCAGAGGACUCUAACGAGAACCCCAGCGUGACUCUCCAGUCCAUGUCUAAAUACAGAUACUACCGCUUCAAAGUGGCUGCUGUGACAAAUGCUGGUGUUGGAGAGUACACGCAUUGGAUUUAUGCCCGCACACUGGCCGGGAACCCUGAUGCUCCCCCUCAAAGCCUCCAAGUUAUUUCCACUGCUUCCAGCCUCCAAAUCACAUGGAUGGCGCCUGCUGUUCUCUCUGGACCCACUCACUAUCUUGUCCAGGUUGAUGGUCCGGGGCUGAAUUACUCAUCAGUUCUGGCCCCAUCUGAGUCUACAAUGGUCACCGUGAUGAACUUAACCGCCUUCACCCGUUACUCUGUCACUGUCACUGCCUUCACUGGGCUUCUGGAGCAGGCUGCUACAGACGGGAAAGCUAUUGGGCCGAUUGAGUUUCAGACAUUAGAGGAAGAGCCAAAAGACCCUCCGAAGAAUGUGAUUGUAUCAGUUAUUCCAGAGGAAGUGAACCGUGUGAAGGUUAGCUUUACACCACCAGAGGAGCCCAACGGACAAAUUACUGCCUACUAUGUCUACAUCUAUGAGAAGGAGCGGCUGGUGAAAAACAUGAGUCUCAACAUCACUCACAGAGAGCACAGCAUGCUGACUGCUGACAUUGAAGGACUUAAAGGAGGUCACAACUACAGCAUACAGAUAUCUGCGAUGAAUGGGGCUGGCAGAAGCCCACCCAGCCCACAUGUCCAGAUAAGCACAGGGAUCAAAGCCCCGGCCAAGCCAACUCAGAGACCUCAGGCGAUGCUAGGCCAUAGAGGGGUUGCCAUGGUUACCCACAGGAGUAUCACCAUCCGCAUGCCUGCCUGUUUCUAUAGUGACGACAAUGGACCAAUCGUAAAAAUUCAGGUCAUCGUUGCCGAGUCAGGGGUGAAGGACGCCUCCAAUUUGACAACCUGGAGAGAAGCAUUCUUUCGACGCCCGGCCCCGUACCUGACUGACCAGGGGUUCCCCAACCCUCUGUGCUCAGCUGACGCAGCGUCGCGCUUGGCCACUCGGCUCAGAGAAGGUCCUGCUCUGUCUGGAGAUCGUCUGGCAGGGACAUAUGUGAUUGGAGAGCAGGAUUACUGUGUGGAGGCCAACAACACAGAUCCCCUCUGUAAUGGACCUCUGAAGCCAAACACUGUCUACGUGUUUAAGUUCCGAGCCACGACAACAGAUGGACAAUACACUGACUCUGAAUACUCUGAGCACAUUAAAACGUCAGUCGACGGUCUGUUGACCAGAGAUGAGCAGAUCAUUCUGGGGGUCCUGCUCUCCUUCUUCCUGGCUGUGAUGCUCAUCAUCAUGAUCUGUGGUUUAGUCAAGUUCCACCAGCGUAAAAAGGAAGGCGGGACUUACUCUCCUAGAGAAGCAGAGAUCACAGAGACCAAGUGUAAACUGGAUCAACUGAUCGCUGUGGCAGAUCUGGAGCUCAAACAAGAAAAUAUCAGCCGGUAUUCCUCCUUCUUUUUUCGCCGCAAAGAGAUAUAUGUCAUCCAGCUCCUCAGCUACAGGAAAUCACUCAAACCGGUCAAUAAGAAGUCUUUCCUGCAGCAUGUGGAGGAUCUGUGUGCCAACGACAACGCCAGGUUCCAGGAAGAGUUUUCCGAACUUCCGAAACUACUGCAGGACCUUGCCACCACUGACGCUGACCUGCCCUGGAAUAAAUCCAAAAACCGCUUCCCCAACAUCAAACCCUAUAACAACAACCGAGUGAAGUUGCUGUCAGAACCGGGCACUGCCGGCUCGGACUACAUCAACGCCAGCUUUGUUUCGGGUUACUUGUGUCCCAACGAGUUCAUCGCCACCCAAGGCCCGCUGCCCGGCACCGUGGCGGACUUUUGGCGGAUGAUCUGGGAAACAGGAACCAGCACGAUCGCCAUGCUGACACAGUGCUACGAGAAAGGAAGGAUUCGCUGUCACAAAUACUGGCCGGAGGACAACAAGCCCAUGUCAGUGUUUAGUGACAUCCUUAUCUCAAAAGUGUCAGAAGAAAUCCUUCCUGACUGGACUGUGAGGACUCUAAAAGUGGAGAAGCACGGCCACUACAUUUUAGUCCGCCACUUUAACUACACAUCCUGGCCCGAACACGGCGUCCCUGAAUCCUGCAGCACUCUCAUUAAGUUUGUCAAAGCCGUUCGAGCGCACAGACAAGACAACACCACCAUCGCGGUCCACUGCAGCGCCGGGGUGGGCAGAACCGGAGUCUUCAUCGCUCUGGACCAUCUCAUCCAGCACAUCAGAGAUCACGACUUCGUGGAUGUUUACGGUCUGGUGGCUGAGCUUCGCAGCGAGAGGAUGUGCAUGGUUCAAAAUCUGGCCCAGUACAUCUUCCUGCACCAGAGCACACUGGAGCUGCUCAACAACAAAGGCAACAGUCAGUCCAUCUGGUUCGUCAGCUAUUCUGCUCUGGAGAAGAUGGACUCUCUCGACGCCAUGGAAGGUGAUGUCGAACUAGAGUGGGAGGAGACCACCAUGUAACCACUGAGCCGCAAGUGACUGCGGUGCGGGAACGGGUCAAACACCAAAGUGCCUCCAGCAGAGGAAGGAGACCACCACAGUCAGAACAGAAGCCCUUCCACAGUCCACUCUGCUGUUGCUCUUCUUUUCUCAGAACAUUCCUGACGUGUCCACUUGAUUCCAAAGAAGAGAGAAGCAGGGCUGAGGGAGGAAAUGUGAGCUGAGGUUAGAGGCUCUUACACACUUUGCACAAACUAUACUCCCUGUUUUGUAAUUACUGUAUUAUACAUCAAACCCAGCUGUUUUUUU